Molecule: messenger RNA, 1459 nt
Organism: Suncus etruscus (white-toothed pygmy shrew)
Lineage: Eukaryota; Metazoa; Chordata; Mammalia; Eulipotyphla; Soricidae
Gene: SEPTIN1
Product: septin 1
Exons: 12
Coding region: 1-1200 (399 amino acids)
Biological process (GO): cytoskeleton-dependent cytokinesis; regulation of exocytosis
Cellular component (GO): cell division site; synaptic vesicle; septin ring
Molecular function (GO): molecular adaptor activity; GTP binding; GTPase activity
Source: RefSeq, a predicted model, not a curated record
AUGAAUCUGGAAGCCCGCCCCUUAUUUGCCGCACUCAACUUCCUGACCCUAGAGGAAGUGGGCGCAGACUGCAGGUGCAACGGCAACAGCAGGGUCAUGGACAAGGAAUAUGUGGGUUUCGCUGCUCUCCCCACCCAGCUGCACCGCAAGUCCGUCAAGAAAGGGUUUGACUUCACACUCAUGGUGGCAGGGGAGUCAGGUCUGGGGAAAUCCACUCUCAUCAACAGCCUGUUUCUCACCAACCUCUAUGAGGAUCGGCAAGUGCCAGAUGUCAAUGCUCGCCUGACACAAACACUGACCAUCGAGCGUCGGGGAGUGGAAAUAGAGGAGGGGGGCAUUAAAGUGAAGCUGACCCUGGUGGACACACCUGGUUUUGGGGACUCAGUGGACUGCUCUGACUGCUGGCUGCCUGUGGUGCGCUUCAUUGAGGAGCAGUUUGAGCAGUAUCUUAGGGAUGAGAGUGGCCUGAACCGGAAGAACAUCCAGGAUACCCGUGUUCACUGCUGCCUCUACUUCAUCUCACCUUUUGGCCGGGGGCUCAGGCCCCUGGAUGUAGCCUUCCUCCGGGCAGUGCAUGAGAAAGUCAACAUCAUCCCAGUCAUUGGCAAAGCAGAUGCCCUGAUGCCUAAAGAAACCCAAGCCCUCAAGCAGAAGAUACGGGCCCAGCUGGAGGAGGAGGAGAUCAACAUCUACCAGUUCCCAGACUGCGACUCUGAUGAGGACGAAGACUUCAAGAGGCAGGAUGCAGAGAUGAAGGAGAGCAUCCCUUUCGCCGUGGUGGGCUCCUGCGAGGUAGUGAGGGCCGGUGGAACGGGCCCAGUGAGGGGGCGCCGCUACUCCUGGGGUACCGUGGAGGUGGAGAACCCCCUUCAUUGCGAUUUCCUGAACCUGCGGCGGAUGCUGGUGCAGACACACCUCCAGGACCUGAAGGAGGUGACACACGACCUGCUCUACGAGGGCUACCGGGCCCGCUGCUUACAGAGCCUGGCCCGGCCAGGGGCGCGAGACCGAGUCAGCCGGAGCAAGCUUUCUCGCCAGAGCGCCACCGAGAUCCCGCUGCCCAUUCUGCCUCUGGCCGAGACGGAAAAGCUGAUCCGCGAGAAAGACGAAGAACUACGCCGCAUGCAAGAGAUGCUGGAGAAGAUGCAAGCCCAGAUGCAGCAGAGCCAGGCUCAGGGCGAGCAGUCGGACUCGCUCUGAGGUCACGCGCCAGGUUACCUCGGCUCCGCCUUCAGCUCGUCUCUCGGCCAAUCCCGAGCCCCGGGCUGCUCAGCGCCGACCCUCCAGCCCCGCUGCCGGGCCCGCCCUGGACAGGCUUCUCGGGCCGCAGCUUUCCCUCGAGCAGGCCGGACUCCGCCCACCCUCGCCCAGUCCUCUUGCGGGAGCUUCUGGCCCAGCCCCUGCCCCACCCGCUCAUCUUCUCGAGCUACGUUCCAUAAAGCCUGAGUUUUGCAGAGGA